This is a messenger RNA of Adelges cooleyi (spruce gall adelgid), 4977 nucleotides long. RefSeq lists its product as uncharacterized. The record is from RefSeq and is a predicted model, not a curated record. Lineage: Eukaryota; Metazoa; Arthropoda; Insecta; Hemiptera; Adelgidae. The coding region runs from base 46 to 4854 and encodes 1602 amino acids. The transcript is spliced from 9 exons.
CAUUCAUCACAGUCGUGAUCCGUUUAACCGUUUCUUAAUAGCUAUAUGAAAAUGUUUCGAAAAUUUGUAUUUAUACUUUUAUUCACGGGGUCGUAUGCGGCGUUUUAUUUAGAUAGCCCAUCGAAAUUGCAUUGUAUUUUCUCUAAAUACAUGCUCGACUAUUUUGACCUCAACGAAAGUUAUUUCGAGAAAAGUGUACAACAGAACGCCAAAAGUGUAUACGACCAAUUAAGCUUACGAAAGCACGGGGAAAAUCUUCAAAAACAAGGUAUCAUAGUGAUGGCAAUGCUCGACGAGUUGCGGCAACAGAAAUAUGCAAUGUUUCCCACUAAUUUGAUGUCGGUAAAUUUGUAUUUAAGUAACAUAACCGGGAUAAUUGAAAUGUAUUCAGUAGACAACGGUCGAAAAGAAAACGAGCUGGAGCAAGACGACUCCCGUAUAAGACAUGGGUUUCAAUUAAUUUACAAAAUUAUUACCGACGAACUAAAAUCAGUUUGCCACAAAAAUUGCGAACGGAAGUGUAGUGCUUGUAAGGCAAAAUUUGGCUUACGAUUUGAAAACUUGAAAUUUAGUUCCGUAGACCUAAAAAAUGUAAAGGAAAGCAAUAGUCUGUCAAGAAUCUCCGAAUACUUGGAUCUUAUGGUAAUACAAGCUAAAAAAACGUUCGAAAAAAAUAUUGAAACGAAAGCCUAUGAAGAUUUCUAUCCGAGUAAUAUGAUAGUUUUUAAGUUGAUGAAUCGCUCUCAGGCAUAUGCCGGUGUGUUCGAUCCCGAUAACCGACUGGACUUGAUGCGAUACGUCAACAUAAUUGCGGACCACAGUGUUCAUGUUGUCGACUUGUUUGAGACAAUUAAAUCAUGUUUUAAUGGGAACUUAGUGAAAUCUUACCAACAACAGAUAAUAGCGGCUUCUCUUCAUCCAAUUUUCUCGUGCGCAACUGACUAUGUACGUAUGUACAAACAGUUACAUACCACAAGUAACAGUGUUAUUUUUGCAACUGAAAUGAGUGAACUCGGAUCUAAGCUAGUCAACAUAUUCAAACAAAUACACGACUUUCUUCCCUAUAAAGUUGCUAAAUAUAUACUUGACAUCACAAUUAAAUUGCAAAAUAUUGCCAUGUUCCAUGACAAACGACGUAGUAGGAUGACCGUUAAACAUAUAGAUUACGUUUUGUCGCUGUUAUCAAAACCUAUGGAGUUGAAUAGAUUUCUUUAUGAUUCCUCAAAUGAAGUUCUGGCUAUGAUCUCCCAAGAAAAAUGUACAUUUUUAAUUAAAAAAACGAGAUUGCAUGUACAAGAAACUUCGAAAUACACCGAAGCUUUGAUAGAAAACAUAGCUCCUCUUGUUAUCCUUAUUAGAUCUGUAAACCACGACGAUAUGUUUGAAAAGGAACCUUUGAACGUGUUAAACACUUCGAUUAUAGGAACCAUUUACCAUGAUGGAUUCAUACUUGGCGAUGAAAGUUCUAACACAUCUAACCGACCGUCUCGUCAUAUACUCGAUACAGGAAAGAACGAACGUAUUGGCCUAGCUGAAGCGUUGGCAUUUGAAGUAACAAUGCCAGGGAUGUCAAAAAAAUCUAAAGGAAUACCAUCGAGGGUGAAGCAGGGCGAGAGAAAGAAGGGCGAUAUACACGAAAAAAUAGGUGGUAGUUCACUCGGAAUCAUUGAUAGUACCAUACAUGCCGGAGAAAGUUCUAACACAAAAGUUGACCAACCAUCUCAUCAUUCAUCCUUUAGGGAAAAAGAAGAACGUGAUGGUCAAGGGUUGAUACUCGACGAAACGCCAGGGAUGUCAAAAAAAUCUCUAGGAAUACCAUCGAGGAUGAAUGAGAACGAGAGAAAGAAGGGCGAUAUACACGAAAAAAUAGGUGGUAGUUCACUCGGAAUCAUUGAUAGUACCAUACAUGCCGGAGAAAGUUCUAACACAACAGUUGACCAACCAUCUCAUCAUUCAUCCUUUAGGGAAAAAGAAGAACGUGAUGGUCAAGGGUUGAUACUCGACGAAACGCCAGGGAUGUCAAAAAAAUCUCUAGGAAUACCAUCGAGGAUGAAUGAGAACGAGAGAAAGAAGGGCGAUAUACACGAAAAAAUAGGUGGUAGUUCACUCGAAAUCAUUGAUAGUACCAUAAAUACCGGAGAAAGUUCUAACACAAAAGUUGACCAACCAUCUCAUCAUUCAUCCUUUAGGGAAAAAGAAGAACGUGAUGGUCAAGGGUUGAUACUCGACGAAACGCCAAGUACAACAACAAUGAUUACAGAACCAUUAAGGGUAGAAGAAAACGAAUCAAAUAUGAAUAGCGUUGUUGGCGAUAAUUUCGAAAAAAUGGAUGGUUUAAAUGAUAAUGAGUAUAAAACAAAUCGAAGUCUGAUCAUACCAAAAAAAAACGAUAACGAUCCAAUUGCUGGUAAUCAAGAAAAAAGACCUACAAUAAAAGAACUAAUAGCAUCAUAUGCAAUUCCUCCAGCUUCUAAUUUGACAAGAUUAGAUGACGAUGGUCGAUAUCCAAGUACACGCAAAGACAUAAAAUCAAAACCUAAAGAAACUUAUGCAUUUAAACCAUUUUAUAAAGAAAGUAUAGGCGAAAAGCAUGACAUCGGUAGUGAUAACAAAAGUUGUGAAAUAGCGAAACCAGAUAAUAUGAUGGUUGGCAAAUUUAAGAAACCUAAAGAAUCUCAUCAAAAUGAUUAUAAUCAUAGAAGAACAAAAUCUGAUAGCGCGAUUAUCGAAGACCCACUUGAUAAACCUGAAAAUACAAAGGGGGCUGAAUUAAAACCAAGAGCAAAUAGUUUUACACAAAAAAAACCUGUCGAUCCUAUUUAUGUUAGAGGAAAAACAAACGAAAGAAAACAUCAUAACAGUCCAGAACAAGUUAGUGGUGAAGCGGAGGAAGAAAAAAAUAAAAGCCGAUACACGACAACCGACGAUGGAAAUGACGAUAAACAACUACAACAGAAUAAAGUAAAAGGCUUAAGAAAUAGUUACGAAGAAAAGAUAAAAGUUGAAUCAAAAUCCAUUGAAGAAAAAGCUUUUAGAGGAAAAAAGAAAAUCUGUUCUCGCGGGAGUGAUACCGAAGCAAUACGUCAUAAAAGUGCAGAAAGAUUAAGUUUAGGUUCUGCCGAGUGGAAAAAAACGUUACGUCCUCGGUCAAGUGGCGAAGUGGAGGGAGAAAAAAAUAAAAACCAAUACAUGACAACACACUUACCGGCUAAUAAAUCAGAAGAGUGGUUGAAAAAAUCCGAUUCCAGUUUAAACAAUGAACAUAAGUACCGAGAAAAAAGGAUAGCAGACGAUGGAAAUGACGAUAAACAACUACAACAGAAUAAAGUAAAAGGCUUAAGAAAUAGUUACGAAGAAAAAAUAAAAGCAGAAACUAAAUCAAUUGAAGAUAAAGCUUUUAGAGGAAAAAAGAAAAUCGUUUCUCGCGGGAGUGAUACCGAAUCAACUAUCAGAAAUUAUCACGGAGACUCGACUUCACUGCAUUGUCUUUUUUCGGAGUACAUAUUAGGUUACUUGGACAUAAAUGAACGAUAUUUCGUUUUAAAACAUAAUCAAAAUACUAUUGCAAUAUUAUUGGAUAAUUACGACUCCAAUCUCAGAUUCCUAGAGCACUACAUAAUGGCUAUGCUGGACGAGCUACGAAAUUAUGAGAAAAACGUAUUUGCCUAUGAUUUGAUGACGGCCAAUUUAUAUUUGAACAACCUCGCGAAAGACUUGAAUAUUAUUUCAACAGAUAUCACAACGGCGCAAUUCAAUGAUGUGGAGUCUCGGAGAAAUGGGUUUUUCGUCAACUACAAAAUGAUGACACGUCAGCUUUCACGUUUUAUAAACUCUAACUGUCAUUCGUAUUGCCCGGAUGGAUUCGAACUCCGUUUUGGUUAUCUCUACAAAUUGGUCAGAGAUUUGGAUAAAUUAAAAUCCGAUAAAGAAUCGAAACAACUAUUGGCCGAUUGGCUAACGUUAAAAAAUCUAGCAAUUGAGCCGUUCAAGUCAACCUUGGAUCGUGGUGAAUACGGCGAUUUCCAUCCGGCCAACAUGCUGUUCUACGAUCUGAUGUCGGGCUAUGACGAUUCGGCAACGUCCAGGUUACUACCUACUGAUAUUGUGGCCAAAGGAAAACAAGCGGUGGGUGCUGGCGACUUGACCAAGUUCGACGACGGUCUGCAAGCGAUCAGAAAAGUGGUUGUAAAAACCAGCCGUAAAGGCGGUUCUCAUAAGAAUAUUAUCUCGGCGUUUUAUUGCGUGUCGUUAAACUUCAACGCCGACCACGUCAGGUCUUUCCAACAACAAGUGCUGGCGGCUACGGUACAUCCGGUUUUCGAUUGCAUUGCCAAAUAUACAAUCGCGUUCAAGCAAAUAUUUUCCUUUUACCAACGUACGUCGUCAUGCGUGCAAGGCCUAACCGAAAUCGGGUCUACGCUGUUGGAGACGUUUGCACGAUUCAUCGACUUAAACUUGUUUUCGGAAAAAGUGAUUAAAUACCUAACGGAAGUACUUCGUCGAUUGAAACAUGUAAUACACGACACCGAUAAUAUUCAACUCAGACAAAGGUGGAUGACCGACAUUUUGUCGUUGUGUUCGAAACCAAUGAAAUUGAAUCGGCUUAAGUUUCAUCACAACGCCAAUAUUUUAGAGGCCUUCACGCGAGGCAAAUACAAUAAAUUAAUCAAAGACACGAGCGACCAUAUUUUAACCACCAGAGCUUAUGUAGAUGCGUUGUCGACGCACAGACGUAUAUUUGAUGUCAUUAAAAGAACAGUUCCUCACGACGAUAUCUUUGAAAAACAACCAUUGGACGUAUUUUCUGUGUGUGAUUCAGCUUAUGAAACAGACGAAUCAGAUAACGAGAAUUAACCAUGAAUAUUCCUGCAUAAAUAUAUUCCAAUCAAAAUCAACAAAUAAAUAAUCAGAUCGGUCAAAAAAUGAAUACGUGCCAAUAAAAUAAAAUACGUUAUUAUUUAGUUAACACUACACAUU